UCUUCAGUCGCCCAUCAUGAGCAAAAUGUGGGAGGUGGAUCCGGAGACGCGGAGCAAGUUGCUGGAAAUCCAGAAGACAAACGAUAACAACAAAUGCGUCGACUGCAAUGCGCCCAGCCCGCAAUGGGCCUCGCCCAAACUCGGUAUCUUCAUGUGUCUCUCGUGCUCCGGCGUGCAUCGUGGUCUAGGUGUCCACAUCUCCUUCAUCCGCAGCAUAACCAUGGACGCUUUCAAAGGCUCGGAGCUCUUGCGCAUGGCGGCCGGAGGGAACAAGCCCUUCCAGGACUUCUUCAACGCCCACGAGUCGAACACGAAAGAGGGACGCACAUUCGAGGCGUCAUCCAUACAAGAGCGCUACGAUUCCGAGGCGGGCGAUGAGUGGAAGGAGAGGCUUAGCUGCAAGGUCGAGAACAGAGAGUUCGACAAGAGCAAUCUGCCCAAGCGGUUACCCAAGAAGGACAACAUUUCUGCAGCUGGCGUGGGUGCGCCCUUGAGUGGACGGGCCAGCGCAGCAGGCAGUAGGAGUCAGACGCCUUUGAGCAAGACACGGAGUAACGAUGCAGCCUUCCAGCGCUCUGCAUCGCCUGCACUCGGCACAAACGCCAUGUCCCAGAAAUCCAAAAACGAGGCCUACUUUGCAAAGAUGGGCCAGGAGAAUGCCAACCGGCCAGAAGGCGUUGCGCCAAACCAGGGAGGAAAAUACGGUGGCUUCGGUAGCGAGCCAGAUUCGUGGAAGAAGGACGACGAACCUGGGGCUCCACCUGCGCUUGACGAUUUCCAAAAGGACCCUGUUGCAGCACUUACCAAAGGCUUCGGGUGGUUGGGCGCCAGCGUGAGCAAAGUGGGCAAGACAGGCUACGAAGGCUGGGUCAAGCCAGGCAUGGCAAAGCUUGCCGAAGCAGACCUCGCCACCCAGGCCCGUAACACAGCCGGCACCCUCGGCCAGACCCUCCAGUCGGGUGUUGCGAGCGCCAACAACCAGUUCACUCGCUUUGUCGAGGGUGAUGACUCCUCAUCCGCAACGCGUCGUGGCGCGCCCGAACCCGAGCGCAAAGAAUUUUGGGAAAGCUUCGGUGCAGCACCCAAGGGACCGGCAAAGGACAAGCAGGACUUUUGGGACGAGUUUGCCAGUGCCGGCGAGGCUAGGGCCACCUCAACCGUGGAAAAGAAGAAGCCCAGCGGUAUUGGUACAAGUGCCAUGAAGAAGAGUGGCGGUGCUGGUAGCGGGAGCAUGAGCGCAGCACCCGCAAAGAAGGACGACGAAUGGGGUGAUUGGUGAGACGACGCAAAGCCUUUUCUAUGAGGGGGUUUGACGAAAUCAUGGUGGGGAUAGAGGGCUGGGGAGAGGCGUUUCAGGCGUUGGAUACGCAUGUGAUGAUGGGCUGGGGCUGGGAUGGGUGGACUGUGAGUGAAUUAACUAUUGAUUGUGCUGGGCUUCUAAAGCGCAAUAUUGC
Exserohilum turcica Et28A is the source of this 1454-nucleotide messenger RNA. RefSeq lists its product as uncharacterized. The record is from RefSeq and is a predicted model, not a curated record. NCBI's taxonomy places the organism in Eukaryota, Fungi, Ascomycota, Dothideomycetes, Pleosporales, Pleosporaceae. The transcript has 4 exons. The coding region runs from base 17 to 1279 and encodes 420 amino acids. Gene Ontology annotation, molecular function: GTPase activator activity. Gene Ontology annotation, cellular component: Golgi membrane. Gene Ontology annotation, biological process: regulation of endocytosis; regulation of ARF protein signal transduction.